AGUGUAGGAAAGGAUGAAACCGCGUCUGUGCCACCAGUAAGUACAGAUAGUAACGUUAGUAUUAAAUCCCCUCGCACGGUCCCGGCAGCCGGACAACUUUCUCACGGUUGUAGAAAUACUCAACCGGUGUCGCUCAUUCAGCCGACAGAAACUUUCAACCGGUUUUCCCCAUUAAGCAGCGAGUCGGAGUCAGAGGCGGAGCCUUCUCUUGUCUCUACUCCCCCCGUUACGGGGUCUGAGACGCCGAAGCCUCCCACCAUUAGCUCUGACAAAUUGAAAACUCUAGUCAUUGGCGACUCCAUUACCCGCAGUAUUAGACUUAAAAACGAAUCAUCCAGCGAUCAUACACUGUUUACCAUGGGGCAGGGCUACCGAAGUUAAGGCUAAUCUGAAGAUGGUGCUGGCUAAAACUGGCGAGUAUAGAGAUAUUGUUAUCCACGUCGGCACCAAGGAUGUUAGGAUGAAACAGUCAGAGGUCACCAAGUGCAACAUAGCUUCAGCGUGUAAAUCAGCUAGAAAGAUGUGUCAGCAUCGAGUAAUUGUCUCUGGCCCCCUCCCAGUUAGGGGGAGUGAUGAGCUCUACAGCAGUCUCACAACUCAAUCGCUCGUUAAAUUGUUUUCUGCCCCUCCCAAAAGAUAGAAUUUGUAGAUAAUUGGCCCUCUUUCUGGGACUCACCCACAAACAGGACCAAGCCUGACCUGCUGAGGAGUGACGGACUCCAUCCUAGCUGGAGGGGUGCUCUCAUCUUAUCUACCAACAUAGACAGGGCUCUAGCUCCACAAUGAAAUAGGGUGCAGGCCAGGCAGCAGGCUGUUAGCCAGCCUGCCAGCAUAGUGGAGUCUGCCACUAGCACAGUCAGUGUAGUCAGCUAUCACCAUUGAGACUGAUUGAGUGUCUGUGCCUCGACCUAGGUUGGGCAAAACUAAACAUGGCGGUGUUCGCCUUAGCAAUCUCACUAGGAUAAAGCCCUCCUCCAUUCCUGUCAUUAUUGAAAGAGAUCAUGAUACCUCACAUCUAAAAAUAGGGCUACUUAAUGUUAGAUCCCUUACUUCAAAGGCAAUUAUAGUCAAUGAACUAAUCACUGAUCAUAAUCUUGAUGUGAUUGGCCUGACUGAAACAUGGCUUAAGCCUGAUGAAUUUGCUGUGUUAAAUGAGGCCUCACCGCCUGGCUACACUAGUGACCAUAUCCCCCGUGCAUUCUGCAAAGGUGGAGGUGUUGCUAACAUUUACGAUAGCAAAUUUCAAUUUACCAAAAAAAAAUGAUGUUUUCGUCUUUUGAGCUUCAUGAAAUCUACAGUGGGGCAAAGAAGUAUUUAGUCAGCCACCAAUUGUGCAAGUUCUCCCACUUAAAAAGAUGAGAGAGGCCUGUAAUUUUCAUCAUAGGUACACUUCAACUAUGAUGGACAAAAUGAGAGAGAAAAAAAUCCAGAAAGUCACAUUGUAGGAUUUUUAAUGAAUUCAUUUGCAAAUUAUGGUGGAAAAUAAGUAUUUGGUCAAUAACAAAAGUUUAAUUCAAUACUUUGUUAUAUACCCCUUGUUGGCAAUGACAGAGGUCAAAUGUUUUCUGUAAGUCUUCACAAGGUUUUCACACACUGUUACUGUCUACUGUCAAAAAGUUAUAUUUUUGUUUCAUCUGACCAUAUUUUUGUUUCAUCUGACCAUAUGACAUUCUCCCAAUCUUCUUCUGGAUCAUCGAAAUGCUCUCUAGCAAACUUCAGACGGGCCUGGACAUGUACUGGCUUAAGCAGGGGGACACGUCUGGCACUGCAGGAUUUGAGUCCCUGGCGGCGUAGUGUGUUACUGAUGGAGGAACUCCAGACUUUCCUGAAGCCCUUAAAGGAGAAGCUGGAGGUCUUUAAUAAAGUUAAACAAACCUGUGACCAAACAGUGAAACACAUUAAGAACAAGGCCCAGCACACAGAGAUGGUGAUUAAAAAAGAUUUUCAGAAGCUCCACCAGUUUCUACGAGAGGAAGAGGGGGUGAGGAUAGCUGUUCUGAGGGAGGAAGAGAAGCAGAAGAGUCAGGUGAUGAAGGAGAAGAUUGAGGAGAUGAGCAGAGAGAUAUCAUCACUUUCAGACACAAUCAGAGCCUUAGAGGAGGAGCUGAGAGCUGAAGACAUCUCAUUCCUGAAGAACUACAAGGCCAUAGUGAGAAGAACCCAGUGCACAUUGCCGGAUCCACAGCUGGUCUCAGGGUCGCUGAUAGACGUGGCCAAACACCUGGGAAACCUGCAGUUCAGAGUCUGGGAGAAAAUGCAAGGGAUUGUGAAAUACAGUCCUGUCACUCUGGACCCCAACACUGCCCACCUAGGUCUCCUCCUAUCUGAGAAUCUGACCAUUGUGGAAUGCACAAAUGAGAAACAGCAGCUCCCUGAUAACCCAGAGAGGUUUGAUUACUAUGCAUGGGUCUUGGGUUCUGAGGGAUUUAACUCAGGGACACACAGCUGGGACGUUGAGGUUGGGAACAAUACAUUCUGGUCACUGGGUGUGAUGGAAAAGUCUGUCCAGAGGAAGGGAGCAGUUAAUACUGGACACUGGCGAUUCUGGCACUUCAAAGGUAAAUAUGGAGCAUUUUCCCCACCAGAAUCAACCAGUGUCCUCCCUGUGGCAAAGAAACCCAAAAGGAUCAGAGUUCAGCUGGACUGGGACAGAGGAGCGCUGUCAUUCUCUGACCCUGAUGAGAACACAUGUUGUUUACACACUAUUUCACACACUUUCACUGAGAGAGUCUUUCCAUACUUGGGUAGUUACUGCAAGCUCUCCCCUCUGAGAAUCGUACCAGCGAAGACCUCUGUAAAAGUACAGCAUAGUUAGAAUCUCUGUCUAGCGCAACAGCAUCUAUUGAUCAUGAUACGUGUGUCAAUACAUGUUUUAUAGGUAAAAAAUAAUCUUACAAAUCAACUCAAUUUUAUUUUACAAUGAACAUAAAAUAGUUUGACAGUGAAAUGUAUAGAAUGUUAAAGGUAAUGGAGCCCUUUUUCUUGAUCACCCUCAUCACAGUGCACUACCCUUCCCCUUCAUGUGAUGUUUCUGCUCAUCUUACAAAUUUACUUGACAGUCAGUCACACUUAACUGUAUAUUCAUCGUAACAUUAUUUGGGAAGCUUAGCCAUUAGAGGCUUCUGUUCUGGAGGAUGCCAAACAGAGCGUUAUAAUAAUACGGAUAAUGAUUCCCAUCUGGCUCAAAGAACCAUGAAACAUAAUGCAAUCUAGUGGUGGGGUUGUCUCAGAGAGAGGUGUUUAGAACAACCAACGCAGGUACUUGGUGCUGCUACCUGCCCAUUGGUCAGUGGGACGGGUACAGAGUGUUCAUACUGUAGGCAGGUGAGCUGACCGACGCCUGGUCAGUGAGGACUAGGUAUGUAUGAAGUGUCCUGGCAGUUGCACAGCUCCAGGUGGUUUGACCUGUUAGGAGACAGCCUGACCAGGCUUUGGACCUCAGCAGAGCAGGCCGACCCUGUCUGAGAAGGAUCUGUCAAACUAAACGUGAGGUAUUCUAUCCGCCCUGUGUAUUGUACAUUAUUUGUAAGGCCUGUUGUAUGUCUUGUUAUUACCAGUAAUUCUCUAUAAUAAAAUUGGACAAAAAUGUGAA
Oncorhynchus nerka (sockeye salmon) is the source of this 3592-nucleotide messenger RNA. Its product is annotated as zinc-binding protein A33-like. Gene Ontology annotation, biological process: protein ubiquitination. Bases 1559 to 2815 code for a protein of 418 amino acids. Gene Ontology annotation, molecular function: protein binding; ubiquitin protein ligase activity; zinc ion binding. Lineage: Eukaryota; Metazoa; Chordata; Actinopteri; Salmoniformes; Salmonidae. Gene Ontology annotation, cellular component: cytoplasm. The record is from RefSeq and is a predicted model, not a curated record. The transcript is spliced from 6 exons.